CAUGGACUAGUUUUGAGGCCAGGUAGCUCGGCAUUGCAGAGGCGAUGUCGGACGCAAGAUGUCAACGACGGCGGCAUAAAUAUGCCAUUUCUCCUCUUCGACUGAGGCUGGGUUCUCCUUCGUCAGCAAUUAAGCAUCCCGCUUUCGCGUUCACAAGAGCUUGUGAAAACUCGUACGGACUCAGCGGAGCGAUUUAUUCACCGAUUUCUUGUGCUUUGACUUCCCCAUGGCUCCAACAACUGGCGACGACAUGAUCCUCAGCAUCGACGAUGUUAAGAGAGCAGCCUCCGCCAAGCUGCCUUCAAUCGCUAGAGAAUUCUACAAUGCUGGCUCAACCAACCAGGUCACAGUGACGGAGAACACGACUGCCUAUUCCAAAUAUCGACUUCGCCCUCGGGUUCUUGUCGAUGUGUCAAAGGCCGACAUGGCCACCACUGUCUUUGGGCAGAAGGUCGCUUUUCCCCUUUGCGUCUCUCCUGCGGGACUCCAGGCCAUGGCUCAUCCCGAUGGUGAGCUUGCUACCAGCCGUGCGUGUGCCAAACGCGGGGUGCACAUGGGCGUUUCUUCCUUCUCUAACCAUUCCGUCGAGGACGUCCGAGCCGCCGGGCUUGAGGCUGGCCCUAUCCAACACGCCAUGCAGCUGUACAGCAUGCAGGAUCGGGAGGCUCAAUUGCGCAUCAUCAGACGCGCGGAAAAGGUUGGCUGCACUGCCAUUCUCUUGACGGGAGACAGUCCCGUGCUGGGAGUGCGGUACAACGAGUACCGCAAUGAUUUCCGCACGCCUGAAGGUCUCGGCCUUCCUAUGCUCGAAAGGACCUCGGAGUCAAUUCGCGCCCAAACACACGACGAUGGAUUCAACGCCUUCAACUCCGAUUCGCACUCGUGGGCCAAGGAGAUCCCUUGGUUGAGAAGCGUCAGCAAGAUGCAGAUCUGGAUCAAGGGUGUUCUGACCGCCGAAGACGUGCAACUUGCGAUCCAGUACGGUUGUGAUGGCGUCAUUGUUAGCAACCACGGCGGCAGACAACUUGACGAGACUGCGCCGACUAUCGAUGCGCUACCAGAGUGCGUUAAAGCAGCCAGGGGCAAGAUUCGCGUGCACAUUGACGGCGGCAUUCGAAACGGCACUGAUAUUUUCAAGGCGCUGGCUCUCGGAGCGGAAUGUGUGUGGAUUGGUCGCCCUGUGCUUUGGGGACUUGCUUAUGAUGGCGAGGCAGGCGUCACCAAGACUCUGGAUAUUCUCUAUGACGAGUUCAAGCGAUGUAUGCUGUUGUGUGGUUGCAGCACCGUCGCCGACAUCACUCCUGCUGCGCUCGGUAUUGUACGAAAGGACGGUCCGCUUGCUAGAUUGUAGAUUACGUCGACUGCGCAGAAAGCUCUUAAUUUAGUGCUAUUUGGAAUCAAAAGAAUUAAGGAUAAAACAUACAUGCAACUGAUUUCAAUGAAA
Ilyonectria robusta is the source of this 1444-nucleotide messenger RNA. RefSeq names its product (S)-2-hydroxy-acid oxidase. The record is from RefSeq and is a predicted model, not a curated record. Gene Ontology annotation, molecular function: FMN binding; oxidoreductase activity. The coding region runs from base 227 to 1351 and encodes 374 amino acids. NCBI's taxonomy places the organism in Eukaryota, Fungi, Ascomycota, Sordariomycetes, Hypocreales, Nectriaceae. The transcript is spliced from 3 exons.